Messenger RNA from Eleginops maclovinus (Patagonian blennie), 2573 nucleotides. RefSeq names its product zinc finger and SCAN domain-containing protein 21-like. NCBI's taxonomy places the organism in Eukaryota, Metazoa, Chordata, Actinopteri, Perciformes, Eleginopidae. Gene Ontology annotation, biological process: regulation of transcription by RNA polymerase II. The transcript has 2 exons. The record is from RefSeq and is a predicted model, not a curated record. Gene Ontology annotation, molecular function: DNA-binding transcription factor activity, RNA polymerase II-specific; RNA polymerase II cis-regulatory region sequence-specific DNA binding. Gene Ontology annotation, cellular component: nucleus. Bases 9 to 1160 code for a protein of 383 amino acids.
GUUUGUUGAUGUGCUCUUCUGUUUCCGGUGUGGAUGCAGCCGCGGCAGCUGUUUAUGGUUCAUCCAAAAUGACCAAACUGCAGCUACUGAACGCCUACCUGACGGAGCGGCUGACGGUGGUGGUGAAGGAGAUCUUAGACGUGGUUGAGGACACGGUCAUCGAGUAUCGGGAGGAGACCGCCAGGACCAAGCGGGAGAACGAGAGCCUCCGGAGGCAGCUGCGGGACAUCCUGCUGCUGGAGGCCGAGACGGAGUGGCUGAGGUCCAACGGGUCCAGUCUUGGGCUAGAGUCUCCGGAGCAGAGAACCUGUGAUCCAGAGCUGCGGCCCCACUCCAAGGAGCCCGACUCUCCACUGAACCAGCAGGGUGUUUCUGUGCAGAGGGAUACUUCCCCCCUGCAAAAUUGGAAGCCAGCUGAUGCCUUGGAGCCCGCACUGAAGCCAGACCCUCAGACGAAGGACCCCUCACCUCCUCCAACUCACUCUUCCUCGGCCCCUAACAUCCAAAUUGAAAUCCCUGUGCUGAUAGAGGAGCCUCUGGCCCAAACCCUGAUUAAAAGUGAGCCUGAGGAACACACAGUGAGUGAACCUGACUCUGUGCAGGAGCAGGCAGCUGUCAGAAGCAGGACAGUGUUGGUGCGUGUAGACAGAGAGGAAGCUCACAGAAACAGGAAGUGCUCUCCUGAGAGAAUUGCAGGUGAUGACAGUGCAACAGCGGGUUACAUCCCCGAGCUUGUCCACCGCUGCCCCCGCUGCGGCGAGGCGUUUGGCCAUGCCGGCAGCCUGCGACUACACCUGGAGCAGAAGAGGAAGGCCUACGCCUGCGACUGGUGCUGCAAGUCCUUUGCGCAGUCGGCGGACCUGCGGCGCCACCUGCGCACGCACACGGGGGAGCGGCCACACCGCUGCACCUUUUGCUCCAAGAGCUUCAGCCAGAGGGGGAACCUGCGGCGCCACCUGCGCAUCCACACGGGGGAGCGGCCGUACAGCUGCCCCUACUGCUGCCGCACCUUCAGCGACGGAGACACCAUGAAGAAGCACAAACGCACACACUCAGGGGAGAAACCGUAUGGCUGCGAGCAAUGUUCCAAAUCCUUCACCAGCGCCAGCGGGCUGCAGAUACACUUAAAGAAGGACAUGUGCUACGCGGCUAACACCUAAUGCGCAGCUGCAGCAAGGACAUGCACAUCUGCGUAGAUUGGUGCAGGAAUGAGUCCUUAAACCCUGAAAUGAGUUAGCAUUGUAGCACUUCCUGUUCGUUCAUCUGGAAGUCAAUUACAUUUUUGUUUCAUUUUAUAAUUUGAAAGAAAAUUCAGCACUUUUUUAAUAAAAAAUAUUCAUUUACUUGUUCACGUUGCCGUGGUGCAUAAUGCUGCAUACAUAACACAGUUAGAGAAAUUAAUGUCUAAGGCUUUCAUGUGCCUUAAAAACAGUGGUUGCUAACCAGUUGCUAAAUGGGACUUCUUAACAUCAUCAUGCCCAACAUUAGCUGCCUUUAGCUUUGCGGUGGUGACUUGAAGUCACGUGACCGUGCUGUAGUUCCUCUAUAGCCUAACGUUAGCUUUGUACUUCUGGAGAUUGCAUUUACCCUUAAAUGUGGACAUUAUCCUGCUUAACAAAAUGUGUAAGUAUCAUUAACAUGUGUUUGCCACAUAAAACAUUUUCUGCAAGAUUUUAGAUUUCAGUGGAGAAAUCCUGUUGGCUCUUUGUGGAGGGAACCAGGGAGAUGCUAACUUCAGGUUCAGACUACAAAAAUACAUUAAUCCUGCACUGCUCCAUUAAUGUUUAUUCUAAGUAAAGGACGUUAGCAUUACAAGCCAGUGGGAUUUAUAAAAUGGUAGAUCUCUAUUUAUAUAUCUUUAUGUAUUAUUUGAUGUAUAUCAUAUUUUAUAUUGAUAUCAAAUAUGCCAAGUAAAUAAACAACUUCAACAUUUUAAUGAAGUCGCUGUAAAUUGUACCUAAGAACAGUACUUGAGUAAAUGUACUUGGUAUAUUUCCACCACUGGAUAUAUAGCGUCUAUAUAACUAUCCUGCUGGCUUGUGAUGCACCGGAUGAUGACAUUAUUUAUACUUUACUUUUGCUAUGAUUUCCUCCUGCUGAGAGUCUUUAAAGCACUUUGUUUGGAUUUACUCUGAAAGGGACAUGAAGUAGUCUAUAGGCAGCUACACAGUCGAACUUAUGUCAUACCUGCAUUAAUAUAUAUUUAUUUAUUUUGUAUUUCUCGAGUUGUGACUCUCCAGUGUAACACCACACUGGUUGCUGCACAACUCUUUUGAAUAUUGACAUAUUAUUUAUUUCCUUUUUUUUUUAUCAGUGUAUAAACUAUAUCUGAUCUCACAGCUCACAGUAUUCAUUUUUUUGAGAUAGUGAUUGGAAAUGCAGAUUAGAUAGCAGAUUUGUUUUUUUCUCUGAAAAACCAGAAAAGGUGUGUGUUAGCAGAUAGUUAUGUGUGUAGAUCUUUACUGUGGGAUUGUUAGUAUUUUGUAUUGAGCUAAAAAUCUUUUAGAAAAAUAAAUGUUCAGUCAAACUGUUGUCUCGAAAACGCUGAUUUCGAAUAAAGUUGUAUAUUUAGA